AUGUCGGCGUCGCUCGUCGCCCACCGGUUCCGGACGCACAAGCGGCUCGGCGCCGGGUCCUUCGGGGAGAUCUUCGUCGGCAGCGACGUGAACACGGGCAUGCGCGUCGCGAUGAAGUUCGAGAAGCACGGUUUGCGGUGCCCGCAGCUGCGCCACGAGUACAAGGUCUACCGGGAGCUCCAGGGCUGCCGGGGCGUGUGCAAGGUCCAGUACUACGGCACGCACAACAAUUUUAACGUCAUGAUCCUCGACCUGCUCGGCCCGUCGCUCGAGGAGCUCUUCACGAAGUGCGGCCGCCGGUUCUCGCUCAAGACGACGCUCAAGCUCGCGGACCAGAUGCUCGAGCGCUGCGAGGCGCUCCACGGGCGCCACCUCAUCCACCGCGACAUCAAGCCGGCGAACUUCACCAUGGGCGACGCGACGACGUCGCCCAUGGUCUACUGCAUCGACUUUGGGCUCUCGAAGCGGUUCCGGAACCCGCACACGCUCCAGCACAUCCCCCACCGCGUCGGCAAGUCGCUCACGGGCACGCCGCGCUACGCGUCCAUCUCGAACCACCUCGGCAUCGAGCAGAGCCGCCGCGACGACCUCGAGGCCAUCGGCUACGUGCUCGUCUAUUUCGCCAAGGGCCGGCUGCCGUGGCAGGGCCUCAAGGCCAAGAGCGCGCACAAGAAGUACAAGCUCAUCCUCGACAAGAAGCAGGAGAUCUCCAUCGCCCAGCUCUGCCACGGCUGCCCGGCCCAGUUCGCCGAGUACCUGUCCUACUGCCGGUCGCUGAAAUUCGACGCGUCGCCGAACGUCGCGUACCUCCGGCAGGGCAGGAAAUGA
Molecule: messenger RNA, 828 nt
Organism: Aureococcus anophagefferens
Lineage: Eukaryota; Pelagophyceae; Pelagomonadales; Pelagomonadaceae
Gene: CK
Exons: 1
Coding region: 1-828 (275 amino acids)
Biological process (GO): endocytosis; peptidyl-serine phosphorylation; signal transduction
Cellular component (GO): cytoplasm; nucleus
Molecular function (GO): ATP binding; protein serine/threonine kinase activity
Source: RefSeq, a predicted model, not a curated record